Molecule: messenger RNA, 732 nt
Organism: Rhipicephalus sanguineus (brown dog tick)
Lineage: Eukaryota; Metazoa; Arthropoda; Arachnida; Ixodida; Ixodidae
Exons: 2
Coding region: 205-552 (115 amino acids)
Source: RefSeq, a predicted model, not a curated record
GGCUGUAGUUGUGCGUGGGCUUGUCACUGUGUAGUGUCGGUACCUGGUGGCACUGUCGUUUGAGCUGAGUGCAGUUGCGGCUCAUUCCCAGUUUUCGCUGCGUGCCGCAGCCUCGCAGUCGUACCGGCGGCGUGAACUCCCAUCGCGAGCAUAGCGGUGUUGUAUGGUUGUACGACUACGCGCGUCCUGCACGGCGGUGGCGUCAUGGCACUAUCCACUCUCAAAGUCAAUUCCGAUGUCAUCAAGGCUGUCAAGGGGGCAUCAAGACGGUAUGCGGAGCGCCUUGCAGCUGAAGAGCGACCAUCAAAGCGUAUGCGUAUAGAUGCAGAGCAAAGUUCACCGAAUGUGGAACUUACCAAUGACCAAGCCAAAAAGGAAGUGGCUGAGGCAGAACGGAUGAUUAAAAAUGUUGACUUGUUGAUUCAGCGGGGCAUGAAGUUGAAGAACUUCUCUGACAUCGAGAGUGGGCGAGCAGUGCUUGCUCAAGCACGAAAAAAGAUGGCCGAGUGUAUGCCACACUUGCAUGCGGAGAAAAAAGGGAAGAAAGCUUAGUGUGUUUCAUGCAAGUGACAUUCAUGUAUUGUGUACCUGCGUCUUUGUGCCAACCAGUCUUCAUAUAUUUGUGAUCCUAGGCUUUGUUUAAAGCUUGCAUUAGUUGCGCCGUCAUUGAACUCAUGCGCACACUGUAUUUAAUACUUCAUUUUAUUGUAUAAUAAAAGCAUUAAAACGCCA